GCCUCAUGCUUUCUCUCGCCUCCACAGUUUUCCACCUGUGAUUUCUGCCAUGUUGCUUGGACCUGGGGAACCCCUACUCAUCCCACAAAGGCCCAGUCUUAUGCCUUCUGCCCCCAGGGUGCCUCUGGGCUCCGCUAUGCCCCACCACUUCCUCUGGCCCAGCCUGACUGCAGGGGGCUGGAACUGUCUGUGAUCAGCUGUCUUUCUCCCUCCUGGGGGGUCCUUGAAUGCAAGUCUGGUAUCUAUCUAGUCCUACCUGGGCUCAGAACUGUCCCAGCACAUAGGCCAGACCCAGAGGUGCCCUUGAUGAGAGGUGAGAGGACAAGCCUGCCUGAGCGAUCAAGGCUUUACCGAGCGGGGACCCUGGGAGCCAGGGCUCUGCCAGAUGCAUAGGAGUUGGCGAGACUCCUUGCCAAGGAAGAGAAGUUAGGGUUAAAUGGCUCAGGGACUCAGGCAAUGGGCUGGAACAGGGGAGGGGCCAUCUGGAGGGGUGGGGGCUGUAAGCAAAGGAUGAUGGGCGAGGAAGCCAGAGAAGGGGCUUCCAGACACAGCCUAAGGGAGUCCAGAGCUGGAGUCUAACUUCGCUCAGAGCCUGCACUCCUGUGCCCCUCCAGGCCCCAAAGACUGAGUAGGUGGGGUCAAGGCCAAGCCAGCUAAUCCUGGCCCACUCUGAGCCCCAACCGUGGGCCAAAAAGGCCCAAAGUCACCCCUCCCUGCGCAGGCCUGUGGACCCCCUCACACAGCUGAGGCCUCUGGGCUGCGGGCGGGAAGGGCCUUCCAGCAAUUUCUCGCUUUCCCGCAGCACAACACAGCCUCCCGGCCUUUGCCCUGGUGGCGCCCGGCCUGCUUGCCCUCGCCGGCACGGCUUUGGGCCGAAGAGACCCUGGCCCAGAGCCCUGAGAAUGUCUGAGGGCUUUCAAGGAAGCCAUCCCCUGCCUAGGGAGCCCAUUUCAGGGCCCCGUUCCUGCAGCCUGGCCUCAUCCUCUGAAUCAUUUCUGCACUGACAGACGCCAAGUCUCCUUACUUACCCACACUGCACCGGAGGUCGGAGGAGGGUGUGGGGGACGGAGCUCCCCAUCCCAACUGCAGCUGGCUCCGCCAGGGGCUUUCCCACCAUCGCUGGCCCCAGUGCCAUCUCCCAACCUUUGUCUCAUUGUGCUCUCCCCAGGAGCGCCCUCCAAUGACCACAGCCCUCCCGGCUCACCUGCUGCAGGAAGGCGGCUCAGCCGGCUGCCAACCGAGCUUCUGGCUGGGGAGUCUGGUCGCCCCUCCCCCCAAACACCCUGCGCCCCACUGCCCAGCCCUGGCAGGGCACUCAAAUCGACCUUACAGUGAUUAGGCACCUACUGCGUGCCAGACCAAACCCUACCGGGCUCACCACCUGGCAGCAGCAAGACCCUGGGCGAGGGUCUGGGCACCCUCGGGAGCUGACUGACCCAGCCUUGCCCGGCCCCUGCCCCGCCCCUGCCGGCCUCGGGUGCUGUGCAGACGGUGAAUAAUGCGGCAGGAGUGCCUGGAGGGGCCCUGGCCGGGGCGGCUGGGGGGGUGCUCUCAAAGGGCGCCUGCCAGCCCGGCCACCGCACCCCUGCCCCUGCGGUCUGGGGUCCCUCGGGCGCCCCUCCCCUAGAAGUCCACGCGGUCUCCCGGGCCGGCUGGGGGUCUCCCGCUGACCCCUAUCAGCCCCGCCGGGGCCUUAGGGGCGUGGCCAGCGCAGGGGGGCGGGGCUGAUGAGAGACAGACCGACUGAAAGACAGAGACCUCGAAAGACGCGGUUAGAGACCCAGAGGGCGCCGGCUGCGAAGCGCAGCCCCCGGUCCCGGCUAUUUUUAGUCCCCGCGGACCCCUCUCCAGGCCCAGAGGGGACCUCGCCCUUCCUGCCGCCAGGACCCCGGGCACUAGGGAGUCCUGUGGCACCGGAGAAGUGGCAGCCCCAGAGUCCCCUGUGGGCCCACCCUCUCCGUGACUCGGUUUCCCCAGAAGCCCCAGGAGGGCGGGCCAGUCUGCUCCGCCCGCUCCCUGGCCGGGACCAGCACCCGCACGUCUGCGCAGGCUUCCCCUUCUGGACAGCGGUGUGACACCAGCGCCGCCAGUCAGCAUCGCCAGGUGUCCUUGCGCCAGUGCCCGCCGCCGCCCCACCUGCAGCCUCAGCCCGAUGGGCUGCUGACGCCCCCCCCCGCUCCGCUCCGGUGCCAUGUGGCCCAAUGGCAGCGCCCCGGGGUCCUGUUUCCGGCCGACGAACAUCACGUUGGAGGAGCGGCGGCUCAUCGCGUCUCCCUGGUUCGCCGCCUCCUUCUGCCUGGUGGGCCUGGCCUCCAACCUGCUGGCGCUGCGCGUGCUGGCGGGCGCGCGGCAGGGCAGCUCGCAGGCUCGCUCGUCCUUCCUCACCUUCCUGUGCGGCCUGGUCCUCACCGACUUCAUGGGGCUGCUGAGCACCGGCGCCGUGGUGGUGGCGCAGCACGCCGCCCUCUUCGACUGGCGCGCCGCCUUCGGCCUGCUCUUCGCGCUCCUCGGCGGCCUCUCGGUGGCGCUGUCCUUCGUGCUCAACACCAUCAGCGUGGCCACGCUGUGCCGCGUCUACCACGGCCGCGAGGCCGCCCAGCAGCGCCCGCGGGACUGCGAGGUCGAGAUGAUGGCCCAGCUCACGGGCAUCAUGGUCGUGGCCAGCGUCUGCUGGGCGCCGCUGCUGGUCUUCAUCGCCCAGACCGUGCUGCGGAGCCCGCCCGCCAUGAGCCCCACUGGGCAGCUGUCCCGAGCCACGGAGAAACAGCUGCUCAUUUACCUGCGCGUAGCCACCUGGAACCAGAUCCUGGACCCCUGGGUGUACAUCUUGUUCCGCCGGGCCGUGAUCCGGCGCCUCUACCCUCGCCUCAGUGCCAGGUCCAGGUCGCUCUCCCUGCAGCCCCAGCUCACCCGGAGGCCCACCAUGGCGUAGGGCCAGGGGUGGACAUCGGUGGCGGCUCUGAAACGAGAGCCGGACAGAGCAUCCUGCCAGCGUGUCCCCUAUUUAACCUCAGUCCUCCCCGACAGUCACAUCUGCCCGUUCUGAAAGUCCAGGAGCCGGGAGAGCAGAGUGGACACAGAGUUUGAGUGGUGGGAUUGUGAGGUGUCUUCCAUCAGCCCAGGGUCCCCCCCAACUCUUCCCUGAUCCCCCUUUCCAAGGCCUGUCUCCUCGCUCAGCCCCCUCUCAACCCCAGGAAGGGUGACUGGGGUAGGGAGUGUCUCUAGAGGCAAUUAGACUACUAAGCCCCCUUCCAGAAGUCCUCCAGGGAGAUUGUGACCCCUGAAUAUGACGCACUCUCUGGGGUACCGUUGAUCCCUCUGACACCCCAACCCGAGAAGGCUCUGUCUAUAAAAGAUUGAAUGUGAACGGGCAGGCCACCCCCUCUCUUGCCAAAAUAUAUCUCCGCCGGGCUGUUUUCCUCUGGGUCUAGAAGGCAGUCCUCGAUCGAUGCGCCAUUUGAUCGCGGCAUUUGGGGGCAUCUGGUUGCUAUGUGAGCACGUGGCCUGUGGGCGGGGAGAGCCUAGCAGAUGGGCGGGUGAUGGAGGAAGGGCAGAGAAGCAGAGGUGGGUUCUGGCUCCCCUCCCCACCUCCGUUACUGAGUCUUACUAAGCACUUUACAGGGCGAUCUUCUGGGAUCCUCCCUACAGCCCCUAGAGAGGGUUCUGGUAUUCUAUCCAUUUUGCAGAUGAGGCAAAGAGAGGGAGGGACAUACGCAGACCGUGGAGUGACUGACACCUGCCUCCUCCACUCCAGACGGAGUCACUCCCUCAUAAGCUUUACAUUCAGCUGUUCGUCCGCUCAGCACCCAGACUCCCAGUGCCUUGAACAAACAACACCUGGCCCGUAGUAGGUGCUCAAUAAAGAUUAAUUAAAUGAA
This is a messenger RNA of Pteropus alecto (black flying fox), 3878 nucleotides long. It is a transcript of the gene TBXA2R, whose product is annotated as thromboxane A2 receptor. The coding region runs from base 2192 to 2932 and encodes 246 amino acids. Gene Ontology annotation, cellular component: plasma membrane. The transcript has 4 exons. NCBI's taxonomy places the organism in Eukaryota, Metazoa, Chordata, Mammalia, Chiroptera, Pteropodidae. Gene Ontology annotation, molecular function: thromboxane A2 receptor activity. The record is from RefSeq and is a predicted model, not a curated record. Gene Ontology annotation, biological process: inflammatory response; adenylate cyclase-activating G protein-coupled receptor signaling pathway; positive regulation of vasoconstriction.